AUGCCCCGCACAACCCACACAACAACCACCGCCCGCAAACCAGGCCUCAUGUCCCGCUUGCGCGCCCGCCCCGCCCGUCGUCGAGAAGCCAAAGUCACGACCAAGCACUCCAAAAAUCCCAUCACCGGCACGCACAAGACGACCAGAACCACCGAGACCCAUCCCAACGGGCUCGGGCACCACGGCCACGGCGGUCGCGGACCCAUGGCGUCGAGCUCUCGUACCCACCACACGACGACGACGGCGGCGCCGGUGCACCAUCAGAGGCGGAAGCCGAGUAUGGGGGAUAAGCUUGUGGGAGGGUUGAAGAGGACUUUUGCGAGAAGUCCGGGGAAGAAGGUUCAUCUUGCUAAUAAGGACGUAGGCUGCUGGCACGAGGAGAAUGCAUGGCACUGA
Molecule: messenger RNA, 396 nt
Organism: Saxophila tyrrhenica
Lineage: Eukaryota; Fungi; Ascomycota; Dothideomycetes; Mycosphaerellales; Extremaceae
Exons: 2
Coding region: 1-396 (131 amino acids)
Source: RefSeq, a predicted model, not a curated record